AUGGUGCGCUUAGGUGUGUUUUUGGUCAUCCUCUUGAUGCUUGUUGUGGCAGAGGCAGCAACUUCUCAUCCAAAGCCUAAGAAAGUCAAGUGCAAAGACAAAAAGUUCUACAAGUGUUACCACAAAGACCUUUAUUGCCCUGCAUCAUGCCCCCGCACUUGUGUUGUGGAUUGUAAGAAAUGCAAACCUGUUUGUAAAGCGCCGCCGCCACCACCACCACCUCCGCCGCCGCCGCCACCAAGACAUAGGCACCCUCCUCCACCUCCAAAGUAUUAUCAUCGUUCACCCCCUCCGCCUCCAAAGGCAUACCCCGCACCACCACCUCCACCUUCAGUUGUUCCUACUCCCCCUCCUUCCACUACCACUCCACCUCCACCCACUACUUCUACUCCUUCAUCUCCACCACCUCCUGCUUCCACGCCAUCACCUCCACCACCCACUACUUCUACACCACCUUCCUCAUAUCCUCCACCUCCCCCUUCUUCAGAGAGCUCUGGAGAAAAGAGAAAAUGCAAGAACAAGAACUACCCUCAUUGUUAUGGCCUAGAGCAUACAUGUCCUAGUGCUUGCCCUGAGCAAUGUGAAGUUGACUGCGUCACAUGCAGUCCUGUUUGCA
Messenger RNA from Prunus avium (sweet cherry), 616 nucleotides. The record is from RefSeq and is a predicted model, not a curated record. Lineage: Eukaryota; Viridiplantae; Streptophyta; Magnoliopsida; Rosales; Rosaceae.